AUGCGCCCCUCCACGCCAUCAACAAGAGUCAAAGGACGACAGAAAGAGGCCGAACAUCGGGAGGGCAAGCGGAGGCUGGUCUGGUCAGAGACGUGUCCCUCCAAAAAGAGAUCCAAGGCGUUGGGUGGCACAGAUGUCCAGCAGCAAACCCAAGGCAUGGUUACCUCCCUCGAAUUAGAGCUGGCAGCAGGGACCCAGGAAUUACAAGCUACAACAAGGGAGUUCGAGCCACUGGAUAGGGGCAAUAGAAGUGAAACCGCCAAGAUAGAAAAUGCAAUAUGUCAAGAGGAGCUGGCUCACUGUCAAAAUGCCAUACGUGUUGAGCAGGUAGAGAAGGCAGCCUUGCAAAAGCGUGUUGCACAGUUGGAAAGGAGCCAGCAAGAGCUGGAGGCAGAAAAUGUGGAGAUGAAGGAGGAGGCGGCGCAGGCACAGAGACUUCAGAAAGACCUGAAGGCUAAAAACAUGCAUCUUGAGGACAGGGUGUCGCAUCUAGAAAGGAGAAACCUCUCCAUGCAGGAAGAAAAUGAGAACCUGAAGAAGCGCAUUGCAUUCUUGGAUGACCCUGAAAAGCCUUUUCAGUCUGAGGCUGUUCGGGUGAGGGAACGGGUCUGGUCUCUAUGGGUCGCAAAAUCUAUAAACAAUAUUGAAACAGAAUCAGCGUUGAACAAAAGAAAAUCUAAGUCGGCUUUGAGUAUUUCUGAGAAUCUAUUCGUUAAGCACUUUAAAUAUAUUCUGUGUAAAAUGUGA
Messenger RNA from Ostreobium quekettii, 747 nucleotides. The record is from the annotation of a GenBank genome assembly. Lineage: Eukaryota; Viridiplantae; Chlorophyta; Ulvophyceae; Bryopsidales; Ostreobiaceae.